AUGGUGGAGGUGACAGUGACCCCCCACUCCUCCCUCGCCGACCGCCCGGUGCGGAUACAGGUGUGGGGCCUGACCCCAUCCCAGCUCAUCACCCUAUGGGUCUGGCUCCGGGAUGAGCAUGGGGAACGCUUCCAAGCACGAGCCUUCUUCCGUGCGGAUGCUGAGGGUCGGGUGGAUCCCGGGUCCCAACCUGCCCUGGGGGGCAGCUAUAGUGGCCUCUGCCCUAUGGGGCUGCUGUGGGCCCUGCAGCCGGACACCCCCUUCCUGCGCCUGCUCAAGCGGGAUGUGACCGGCAGCCCCUUCCGCAUCCAUGUGGAAGUGUUUGAUGGAGUCAUCCUGGGUCACAGCCCUCGGGAUCGGCCCUUGGCUGCCUGCGAGGCCGAGCGAUGGUUUGUGGGUGCUGGGGUGCAGAGGGUGCCCGUCAGGGAGGGAAGGGUCCGUGGGGCCCUCUACCUGCCGCCUGGACCAGGACCAUUCCCGGGUGUCGUGGACCUGUUUGGGGGUGCAGGAGGGCUCAUUGAGUUCCGGGCAGGGCUCUUGGCCAGCAGGGGCUUUGCGGUGCUGGCCUUGGCUUUCUUUGCCUAUGAGGACCUGCCCCGCACCAUGGCCCAGAUUGACCUUGGGUACUUCGAGGAGGCGACGGCCGUGCUGCUGCAGCACCCCAAGGUGCGAGGCCCUGGCUUGGGCGUCAUCGGCGUGUCCAAGGGAGCCGAGGUGGCUUUGGCCAUGGCCUCCUUCCUGCCGCCGGUGCUGGCCACGGUGUGGAUCAAUGGCACCGCUUUCCUGCACGGCACCCCCCUGGUGUACAAGGACCUGCACAUCCCUGCUAUUCCCUAUGGGCUGGAGCGGGUGCUCAUCACCGACAUGGGAUCCUUGGAUAACUCCGGUGUCUUCCAUGACCCUCAGCAUCCUCUUCCCGGCUCCUCGGCCAUCCCGGUGGAGCGGAUCAAAGGGAAGGUGCUGUUCGUGGUGGGAGAAGCCGACCGCAGCCUCAAUAGCCAGCUCUUUGCCAGGCUGGCUAUGGCGCGGAUGGCACCGGAGCGGGGCCGCAUCCUGUCCUACCCUGGUGCUGGGCACCUCAUUGAGCCCCCUUGCUCCCCCCUUUGCAGCAUGUCCUCCAUGAGGGGCAGCCCCCGGCCCGUGCUAUGGGGGGGGGAAACCAAGGCUCAUGCCAGGGCUCAGGAACACUCAUGGAAGGAGAUUAUCCGGUUCUUGGAGCGUGAACUGGGAUGUGCCAGGGGGAAGCUGUGA
Messenger RNA from Melopsittacus undulatus (budgerigar), 1251 nucleotides. Its product is annotated as acyl-coenzyme A amino acid N-acyltransferase 1-like. Gene Ontology annotation, biological process: acyl-CoA metabolic process; fatty acid metabolic process. Lineage: Eukaryota; Metazoa; Chordata; Aves; Psittaciformes; Psittaculidae. Gene Ontology annotation, molecular function: fatty acyl-CoA hydrolase activity. Gene Ontology annotation, cellular component: peroxisome. The coding region runs from base 1 to 1251 and encodes 416 amino acids. The transcript is spliced from 3 exons. The record is from RefSeq and is a predicted model, not a curated record.